This is a messenger RNA of Carassius auratus (goldfish), 2940 nucleotides long. Its product is annotated as meprin A subunit beta-like. The transcript is spliced from 16 exons. Lineage: Eukaryota; Metazoa; Chordata; Actinopteri; Cypriniformes; Cyprinidae. Gene Ontology annotation, molecular function: metalloendopeptidase activity; zinc ion binding; protein binding. The coding region runs from base 114 to 2117 and encodes 667 amino acids. The record is from RefSeq and is a predicted model, not a curated record. Gene Ontology annotation, cellular component: membrane. Gene Ontology annotation, biological process: proteolysis.
UAAAUGACUUGUUUCACUUUAAGAAAAUAUCACUUGGGAUUUACCUGCCAAGUUAGGUGAUCAAGCAGCUUUAUCGUUAGCAAUUUAGCCACUGCUGAUUGAAAACUGUGAAAAUGCAUUCCUCUGCUUUUCUUGUCCUGAGCUCGGCUUUGGUUUUUUGUCUUUCAUCACCUAUGCCCCCAACAGAUGUAGUUGGUAUAGAGACAUGGAAGGACAUUCCAGAUAUAAACAAAGGUUUAAAUCUCAGAGAAGGAGACAUCAAGAUGCCUACUCGAAGGAGCGCCAUUCUUGGGAAUCAGUACCGAUGGAAUAUUCCUGUCCCCUUUGAACUGAGUGUGAAUCUCAGUAUGAACUAUAAGGGAGUCAUUUUGAGAGCCCUUGAGCAAUUCAGACUGAAAUCAUGUAUUGACUUUAAGUACAGAACAGCAGAAGACAUUUCUUACAUCUCUGUGCAGAGUCUUGAAGGGUGUUGGUCAUAUGUUGGUCACAAUUUUGCAGGAGCUCAAACUCUUUCCAUUGGAAAUGGUUGUGGAAUUAAAGGCAUUAUUGAGCAUGAGUUUCUCCAUGCACUGGGAUUUUGGCAUGAGCAGUCAAGAUAUGACAGAGAUGAUUAUGUGACCAUCAACUUGACAAACAUCAUUACAGGGUAUGCAAAUAAUUUCAACAAAUACAGUGAGAACCUGACCACCACACAGGAUACACCAUAUGACUACUUCUCUGUAAUGCAUUAUGAUAAAAAUGCCUUCAGCAACGGUAAUGGGUACACCAUUAUUACCAAGCGUCCUGAGUUCCAAGAUGUGAUUGGUCAACGCCUGGACAUGAGUGAAUAUGAUGUGAUUGAACUCAACAAACUCUAUAAAUGCAAUUCAUCCAUCUCUUUCCUUGAUCACUGUAGUUUUGAUGAUGAAUCUCUGUGUCAGAUGAGCGUCUGUUCUGCUGCUGAUUAUGGCUGGCAGACAGUAAAGUCAGUGAGUGGGAUCAAUGUGACUGACCACACAAACUUGGGAAAAGAACAAAAUGGUGAUUCAUUCUUCAUGCACUUCAGCAAUAAGGAUAGAAAUGAGGGGGAUGCAGCCAAAAUGGAGAGCAAGACAAUGACCCCUAAAAGAGACUGCAAAGUCCAGUGCCUGCAGUUCUACUACUAUCACAGUGGUAAUGAGUCUGACCAGCUCAACAUCUGGAUCCGAGAAUACCAGAAUGAAGCAGACGGCAUAGGAACUCUCAGACUUAUGGAUCAGAUCAUAGAACCCCCUGGCAAUUACUGGAAGUUACACCAUGUGCCACUGAAUGCAAAUAAAACCUUCCAAGUUGUAUUUGAAGCCCGUAAAGGAGCUGGAAACUCCAGUGGAGGAUUUUCACUGGAUGAUAUCAAUAUUUCAGAGACCGAGUGUCCCCACACAUGGCAGAUAAGAGACUUUGAGAAGGUUAUGAACAAAAGUGUGUCUGGUACUAGGAUGUACAGUCCAUUGUAUUACUCCAGUGAGGGAUAUCGUUUUCAGGCUCUCUUAAUAAUGUAUCAGAAUUACCUUUCAAUAUAUGUUGGUCUGGUAUCCGGUGCAUAUGAUGAACAGUUGCAGUGGCCUUGUUAUUGGAGACAAAUAACCUUCCAGGUGCUUGACCAGAAUCAACACAUACAGAAGCGCAUGUCCUCUGAGAACAGCUUCACAACUGACCCUACUUUAGUUUCUUCCAAUGGCAGAAAUUACUGGGACAAUCCUCGAAAUAAUGGAACUCGAGUUGUCAUUGGCAAUGAGACUGUAUAUGUUGGUAUUUUUUGGGGAUAUCAAUAUGCCAUAAUGAAAGAAGAUCUCCCUAAAAGAGAGUUUAUCAAGGGUGGUGACAUCAUCCUUCUCUUUACCAUGCAAGAUAUCUCAGGGCUAUUUCAAUCUGACUUUAUACCCUGCCCAAAAGUGACAGUAAAGGAUUUCAAUGUUUCUUCUCAUUCAACUGCCCAGCUGGGAUCAUGUGCUACAAGAGCUCUUCCCACACCUCAAGCAAUCUCAACAACUUCUACACCUCAACCCACUGAGGGUGAAUGCCUGGACAUAUUUUGCAAUUCCAGUGCCAAGACUGUUUCCUCUCUGAUCCUCCUGGUUGUGUGUUUCCUUUUCUGGUGAAUCAAACAUGAGUAAUCACUAUUAACCACCACCCAGUGUCGGACUACACAAGAAUUCAGUGUCAAAGCAAGACAUCUGUCUUCAACCUUCUGCUAGGCAUUAUUUUAACAUUUUGAAAACAUCUAGUGACUAGAACUGCAUUUAUAGUGACAAAACCGCUUCUGAUUACAUGUAAUAGAGGAAAUCAGUUCUGUAUUCCACACUGAUUUCAUUGAGAAUGACUCAGUGAACAUUUAUACUGUUAAACAUAUAUUUGAAUUUAAUGAGAUGCUUACACAAGAAUACAUCUAUAGUUAUCAGUAAUGUUAAUUUUAGUCUACUGAUUUCCACGAUAAACUCUAUUGUUGCAUAUGGUUCACACAUUUUCCGAAUAGCUCAAGUUAAAUAUAUGAAAUAUUGCAAUCAUUGCAUAAUCAUUACUGGUUCUAAAUGACUAUACAAAAUGUGCCCACAAGAACUAUGUGAAUAUCUUGGAUGAAUCACAAACCAAUUUUGCAAUUAUUUUUUUGUUGUUGUUAUCCAUUUAUAAUCAUUUAUCAUGUCAUUUAACCACUUAUUGAUUUUUAUUUUCAUUCCCUGUGCUCUUGUAAUGCUUGCUAUUGUAGAUUAAUCAUUUAUUGCGGAUUUUAUGAUUAUGUGGUUUCAAUUUGUCUUUGUGAGAGACAAGGUAAAGUCUCAAUUUCAAAGUCAGAUGAUGAUGCUGUGAAACUAAUUUUCCAUUGCAUGAAUUCAGCACGUUAAAUUUGUUGUGGUCAGAUAAAGUCCAGCUGAGCACUGAAACUAACUGAGCUAAGAUUAUUCAAUAAAGAUCACUUCAUCUCAA